This is a messenger RNA of Egretta garzetta (little egret), 810 nucleotides long. Its product is annotated as transmembrane protein 68-like. The coding region runs from base 1 to 810 and encodes 269 amino acids. NCBI's taxonomy places the organism in Eukaryota, Metazoa, Chordata, Aves, Pelecaniformes, Ardeidae. The record is from RefSeq and is a predicted model, not a curated record. The transcript has 7 exons. Gene Ontology annotation, cellular component: membrane.
AUGGAUCAGGCUACUAAGAUUGAAGUGGCUCAGGUGGAUCUGGACUGGCAACGACUUAAAUUAUUACUGGAAGUGACGGGUAUUAUGCCAGGUACAAGGGAGGAGUGUCUCAUUGCACUGAAGAAUGGACACUUGGUGUCCAUCUCACCAGGUGGAGUUAGAGAAGCACUAUUCAGUGACGAAAGUUAUCAACUCAUGUGGGGAAAUCGAAAAGGCUUUGCUCAGGUUGCUCUAGAUGCAAAAGUGUUUAUUGCAGGACUUAAAUUAUUACUGGAAGUGACGGGUAUUAUGCCAGGUACAAGGGAGGAGUGUCUCAUUGCACUGAAGAAUGGACACUUGGUGUCCAUCUCACCAGGUGGAGUUAGAGAAGCACUAUUCAGUGACGAAAGUUAUCAACUCAUGUGGGGAAAUCGAAAAGGCUUUGCUCAGGUUGCUCUAGAUGCAAAAGUGCCCAUCAUUCCAAUGUAUACUCAAAAUGUCCGGGAAGGAUAUAGGAUGCUUAAAGAAAGAAAUUGUGCCUUUCAGACUUCUGCUUACUUUGGAUUCUCUAACACACUUGCUGUGGAAUUUUUUAGACAGUUGUAUGAAAGUACUCGAUUGCCGUUUACUCCUCCAUACGGAGGAUUGCCAGUUAAAUUUCGCACAUAUAUUGGGGAGCCAAUCCCUUACGAUCCGAAUAUAACUACAGAGGAAUUAGUUGAAAAGACAAGGACUGCUGUCGAGGCUCUCAUAAGCAAGCACCAAACAAUCCCAGGCAGCAUAUGGAAGGCUUUACUGGAGCGAUUUGACAAACGUCGUAAAAGUGAUUAG